This is a messenger RNA of Serpula lacrymans var. lacrymans S7.9, 414 nucleotides long. RefSeq lists its product as uncharacterized. The transcript is spliced from 3 exons. NCBI's taxonomy places the organism in Eukaryota, Fungi, Basidiomycota, Agaricomycetes, Boletales, Serpulaceae. The record is from RefSeq and is a predicted model, not a curated record. The annotation marks the transcript as partial.
AGGGAGGCCCUGCAUAUUGACAUGCUAUGGAAUUGUUGCCUUCGUCUACGUGACACUUUUAUUUCUAGGAGAGAUGGCUAUGCAGUAUCCGGUUGCAGUCUGGGACCCAUGGGUGAUCAGUAUUAUAUUCUGGGUAUUCCUGGUUUUAAUCAAUGUUUCUCACGUGGGGGCAUAUGGAGAAUUAGAUUCACACAUACUGUCUCAAAAUUAUGUGUCAGUAUAUCACUUUCACCAACCACGAAUGGCAUUAAGCGCCAUCCUGCGAAUUGGCCGAUAAGAUACGCAAAUACUAGAGUGUCGUAAGCGUUGCGACGAAGAUCAGAUAUGUUUAUAAUUACAGUACAUGGGGAACUCGUUGACAUGCCAGUUUUGGAAUGUAAAUGUCAACAGAAAUCUCACCAAAGGUGUGUUCUG